GUCAUCAAAAACCUACUCUGUGGAAAUUUGUGGUUUGAAUUCCUUCUCACAAAACACAGCGAUGACAAAAGGAGCAACUAGGCGAAAAUAAUGGCACUGUGCGCAUGCAGCCAGCGAGUCCGCGCAUGCGCAGUGCGCUCUCACUGCGGAGAGGGGGUCAGUGACAACGCAGCGCUGCUGAGCGACCGGACAAACAUGAGCUCCGCCGAAUCUCGCACAGAAUGACGCUCUCCUCCUGAAUCCCGUCAGCGCACAGAUGGACGACGAGCGCAAGCAGCACAAGUUCAUCUCGUUCCUGUUUUAUCAGGCGGUGCGAGACCUGAAACCCGUGUGGAUGCUCGAGGACAUGCGCACCAUGGAGACGUUUUACUGGGAGGAGGACGCCAAGCAGAGGACGUACAGCCCGUCCGAGGCGCUGCUCUACGCGAUCGUGCACGACCACCGGGCGUACGCGCAGUUCCUGCUCAGCCAGUAUGCGCACGAGGCGCUGGCCAUGCCCGGGGAACGCUUCUGCUGCUGCCCGUCCUCCGCGCCGCACCUGGCCAUGGCCGUGCGCUACGACCGGCGGGACAUCCUGGGCCACAUUCUGCAGGUGGCGCAUCGGCAGCCGGGCCUGCGCUCCUACAUGAACCGCGGAGGAUGCUUCCACCUGGAGGACGGCAAGACCCCGCUGCACUUGGCCUGCGAGCUGCUGCGCGCGGACGCCGUCAUCCUGCUGCUAGGCAACGGCGCGUCCCCGCAGGCCGUGGACCACAACGACAUGACGCCGCUCGACGUCAUUCUCCAGCAGCUAUGGGACUCCAAGGUGAAUGUGGGGGCCAAGAAGUCCUGCUUGGAGAACCUGCUGAUGUUCAUGCCGGAGAUGCGCUUCAAAAUGAAGAGCUCCCUGCGCAAGGAGCCCGAGCGCUGGUCCCAGGUGCUCGGGGAGGACAAGCUGAACUACCUCAUCGGGCGAGACCCCGCGCCGCUCUUCCUCAUCGCCAUGCAGAGGAUCCUGGCGCAGCUGCCGCCCGAGCAGUUCCCCAAGAGCCUGGACCAGCUGCCCAUCCCGGCCUCCCUCAAACCCCUGCCCAAACCCCCCAGACAGCGCAGCCACCUCAAAGUGGCCUAGACCGGCUCCGCUAGUGCGAGUGUGUG
Messenger RNA from Carassius carassius (crucian carp), 1137 nucleotides. RefSeq lists its product as uncharacterized. NCBI's taxonomy places the organism in Eukaryota, Metazoa, Chordata, Actinopteri, Cypriniformes, Cyprinidae. The record is from RefSeq and is a predicted model, not a curated record. The coding region runs from base 257 to 1111 and encodes 284 amino acids. Gene Ontology annotation, molecular function: protein binding. The transcript has a single exon.